Symbiodinium sp. CCMP2592 is the source of this 285-nucleotide messenger RNA. NCBI's taxonomy places the organism in Eukaryota, Dinophyceae, Suessiales, Symbiodiniaceae. The record is from the annotation of a GenBank genome assembly.
AUGCGAGCUGCAGGGCUGGAACAAGCCCGGAACCCUGGCUCCCGGCGAAUCGUCUCGGAGUUCCUCAAAGAUGCCACGAUUGGCAAGAAGCGUCUUGCCAGCAUGCCAGAUCGUGUCACCAACACGAUCGAGCUGGUCUCGGGGGACAGGGCCUACAGGCCGACAGUCAUCAACUGCUUUCCAGAUGAACUGGGAUCGAUGCAGGCAUGGUUCAGCAAGUGGAUUGACUUUUUCUUCCACACCGAUGUGAACGUGGACGGGAAGGGUCCAAAGAAGCUCGGAUGA